Molecule: messenger RNA, 9176 nt
Organism: Paramormyrops kingsleyae
Lineage: Eukaryota; Metazoa; Chordata; Actinopteri; Osteoglossiformes; Mormyridae
Source: RefSeq, a predicted model, not a curated record
UCCUUUAAUUUUCAGAUGUCCCCUGCUAAGAAUAGUCUGUGGCUCUCCACGCCGCGUCUCCCCGCAAAGCAGCGCAGGUCCACAGAGAUUCGCUUCCACUCCCGCGUCUGUGCGAGCACUUGCUUCUCGUCGUGCCUUAUUCACUCCAGUAAAAGCAUUCAGAACGAUGUCGCUGGCCCCCGAUGGAGCGAUCGAGCCAAGAUCGGCUAGGCAGAGUUGGAGAGAGAAAGCGAAAAGCGAAUGAGAGGAGGAUGUGCGCGUCAUGUGCUGCAAAGGGCUGGCCGAAGAUUUCAGGACGGCGCUUCGGCAGCGCUGAAUUGAUCAGAUGCUCAUUAUAGCUCGACCUGCCAGCUGAUCGGAGGCUCUCACCACCUUCGUCGUUUUGUUUUAGAAGGCAGCUUUUCUAGAGCAUCAGCUGCCCCCCACCCCGCCCGGGUCGCCGGACUGCACGUAGCAAAGCUGAGCAAAGUCUGAUCGCAGCGUGCAGGACGGUUUUACGAACCGGGGAGAUUCUUUGGGGCGGGGAUGGUUUGCGGUCCCUCCACUGCGACCAGACUGGUGGCGGAGACCGUGAGAGCUGGUGAGAGAGCCGGGCGGCUGCUGCCGUCUGCGAAGGAUGAUCAUGCUCCGAUUUAAGUCCGUCUGCUCCCGCUUUGGAUUUGGAUGCGCGUGGAUUGCCGUACUAACAUUGGAGUGCAGAUGAUGAGCGUUGCACAGGGGAUGUCGUUUUAUAUCUGAAAACAAGUAAGCCAGAAUUUGAACAUUUUUGGCAAGAUUACGUCUUUGUUUAAAAAGGGGAACAAUCCAGGGGGAAAACAACGGGGGAAAAGGAGUAUCGCCGACUGGCACGAAGAUCCAUGAUCGUCGGAAGGCUGCAUGUGUGUAACCCGAGUGUGCGGCAGCGGUAGGCAGAAUAUGAGUGCACUGUAUCAAACAUUGCGGAUGCUUCAGAAAUAAAUAAAUAACUCAUGUCCCCCCUUUUCCUUUUUUGUGUAAAAAAAUCCGAGCGCUGCCGCAACCAUAGACAAGAUGCCCAGCUGAAAAAAUCCCGUGGACUUGGAUCCUUAUUUUUAUUUUUCAGCGUAUGAUUUAGUUAAUCACUGCUUUGGCAUCAUAUUCAUAAUUUAUACAGUUAUGAUAACCAUUGCUGUUUGAACCUCUCAGUGCUGUAUUUGAAUCCAACUUGCCCGAUUGAAAUGAUUCAAAAUUCCCAAUAUCGUGGAUCUGGAGACCAUUUGGACCAACUAGAACAUUUUUAUUAGUGUAUUUUUAGAAUAUGUUUAUGCUAGUUUUUUUAACAUAAAACCGAGCCGGAGAAGGACCGUACUACGGUAAUAGGUGGACAAGCAGCCAGCUCGCCACACGUUCCCUUUUUCACACCCAUACUUGCCCGAUUUCAUAAAUAUUUGCGGAUAUUCUCUCCAUGGGCGUCCGUCGUUCUUACUGUUUUUCUGGCAAAGACGGAACCGAAGAUCAUAUCAGUUGCAUGCUUAUUUAGUCCUGAAGCAGAUGGGAUGUAAUGUGGUGUGGCUGCGUUGACUACUCGCUACCUUCUCUGCUGCUUCGACACGACUGGCGUUUGGUGACUAGAGAAUGGCGCGGUUUGGAGAUGAGGUGCCGUCCAGGUAUGGCGGAGGACCUGGCCAGGGGGGUCCCGGCCGCGGCGGCAGUAGGCAAGGUGGCCCGCCGGGAGCCCAAAGGAUGUACAAGCAAUCGAUGGCCCAGCGAGCCCGAACCAUGGCCCUUUACAACCCGAUACCGGUGCGCCAGAACUGUUUCACAGUCAACCGGUCCCUGUUCAUCUUUAGUGAGGACAACUUCGUGAGAAAAUACGCCAAAAAGAUCACCGAAUGGCCUCCUUUUGAAUACAUGAUCCUGGCCACCAUCAUCGCCAACUGCAUUGUCCUGGCACUGGAGCAGCAUCUGCCUGACGGGGACAAGACCCCCAUGUCCGAGCGCCUGGACGACACAGAGCCCUACUUCAUCGGCAUCUUCUGCUUCGAGUCAGGCAUCAAGAUCCUGGCCCUGGGCUUUGCUUUCCAUAAGGGCUCAUACCUGCGCAACGGCUGGAACGUCAUGGACUUCGUAGUGGUGCUCACCGGAAUCUUGUCCACGGUGGGAUCCGACUUUGAUCUCCGGACGCUGCGAGCAGUGCGGGUCUUAAGGCCCCUAAAGCUGGUGUCCGGAAUUCCCAGCCUGCAGGUGGUGCUGAAGUCCAUCAUGAAAGCCAUGAUCCCCUUGCUACAGAUUGGUUUGCUGCUCUUCUUUGCCAUUCUCAUGUUUGCCAUUAUUGGUCUCGAGUUCUACAUGGGCAAGUUUCACACGACCUGCUUCGACCUUAUCACCAGAGAGAUCCGAGAGGAAUUCCCCUGUGGAAAAGAACCCCCAUCCAGAUUGUGUCCCAAUGGCACGGAGUGUCGGGGAUACUGGCUCGGUCCCAACUAUGGGAUCACCCAGUUCGACAACAUCCUGUUUGCCGUGCUCACUGUCUUCCAGUGCAUCACCAUGGAGGGCUGGACUGACCUGCUCUACUAUAGCAAUGAUGCCUCAGGAAGUGCCUAUAACUGGAUGUACUUCAUCCCCCUGAUCAUUAUCGGCUCCUUCUUCAUGCUGAACCUGGUUCUGGGAGUGUUGUCAGGGGAGUUUGCCAAGGAAAGGGAGCGGGUGGAGAACCGGAGCGAAUUUCUCAAACUACGCAGACAGCAGCAGAUUGAGCGGGAGCUUAAUGGCUACCUAGAGUGGAUUUGCAAAGCUGAGGAGGUUAUCCUGGCGGAUGAGGAUAACGACACAGAUGAUCGAAUGCCCUUUGAUGGUUCCCGGCGACGGCCCACCAUGAAGAAGAGCAAGACUGAUCUUCUUAACCCAGAGGAAGGAGAAGGUGACAUUGCCGUAGGUUCACCAUUUGCCCGGUCCAGUAUCAAGAGCUCAAAGCUAGAGGGCUCCUCCUUCAACAAGAAGGAGAGACGCCUGCGCUUCUUCAUCCGCCACAUAGUGAAGACGCAGGCCUUCUACUGGACCGUGCUGUGUCUGGUGGGCCUCAACACGCUGUGCGUGGCCGUCGUGCACUACAACCAGCCGGACCUGCUCUCCGACUUCCUCUAUUUCGCAGAGUUCAUAUUCUUGGGCAUUUUCAUGUCGGAGAUGUUGAUAAAGAUGUAUGGCCUGGGAACCCAGCCUUAUUUUCACUCGUCCUUCAACUGCUUUGACUGUAUUGUUAUCGUGGGGAGCAUAUUCGAGGUGCUCUGGGCAAUCAUCCAGCCUGGAACCUCCUUUGGCAUCAGCGUCUUACGAGCUCUCAGGCUGCUCAGGAUCUUCAAAGUAACAAAGUACUGGGCGUCUCUUCGGAACCUGGUCGUAUCUCUCCUCAACUCCAUGAAGUCCAUCAUCAGCUUGCUGUUCCUUCUGUUUCUCUUCAUCGUGGUCUUCGCUCUGCUGGGAAUGCAGCUGUUCGGCGGCCAAUUUAAUUUUGAGAGUGGCACACCUCCCACCAACUUCGAUACAUUUCCUGCAGCAAUAAUGACAGUUUUCCAGAUCCUGACAGGAGAGGACUGGAACAUGGUCAUGUAUGAUGGUAUCGAGUCUCAGGGCGGCGUGAACAAGGGCAUGGUCUUCUCCAUCUUUUUCAUUGUCCUGACACUCUUCGGCAACUACACUCUGCUCAACGUAUUCUUGGCCAUUGCUGUGGAUAACCUAGCCAACGCCCAGGAGCUGACUAAGGAUGAGCAGGAGGAGGAGGAGGCCGCCAGUCAGAAAAUCGCCCUCCAGAAAGCCAAGGAGGUUGCGGAAGUGAGCCCGCUGUCCGCAGCCAACCUGUCCAUCGCCGCAGUGACAGUAAGCACAGAGCGUGUCAACGCAGCCCAACAUUCGCUGGACUGUAAAGAACAGCAGAAGAACCACAAGGGCUCCAAGUCCGUGUGGGAACAGCGAACCAGCGAGCUACGCAGACAGACCCUCAUGACCAGCCGGGAGGCUCUUUACAACGAGCUGGACCCGGAGGACCGCUGGAAGGUGUCUUAUUCGCGCCACAUCCGGCCCGACAUGAAGACCCACCUGGACCGGCCGCUGGUGGUGGAUCCUCAGGAGAACCGCAACAACAACACAAACAAGACCAGGCCAUGUGACGAACAGGAGCAGCGCCUCGGCCAGCAGCGUGCUGAGGAGUUCACGCGCAAGCAGGCCCGCUACCAUGAGCGAGGCGGUGGAACGAGGCAGCCCUACGAAAGGGCCGACUCUACCGAGUCCCGCCGGGGCCGCAAGGAGCACGAACCGGGUCAGAACCAGCACCCCUACCCUCACCUGGACGGCCCUGACGACCGCAACCGGGACCCCCAUCGCCGGCACCAGCACCGGCCGGCGGCCGGCCGUGCCAAGGAGGGACGCAGCAUGUCCCCCCGCGGCGAAGGGGGUCCCGUGGAGCACCGGCGACCUCGCCAACACCGCCGCCCACCAGAGGACGAGGAUGGGGGAGGGGGACGAGGCAGCCGGCACAGAGGCCCACCGGGCGAGGGGGGGAACCGGAGCAGGCCGUCUGACGGUGACUGUGACCACAUGGAUGGUGGGGAUCGCAGACAGAGACGCCAUCGCCACGGUGCCCAGUCCACAUAUGACAACGACGGAAAGAGGGACCGAGACCGGGAGCGUGCCCGGCAGCACCGGGUCCGGAAAGACGGCCACGGGAAUGGACCGCAUCUGUCCACCACCCGGCCGAUUCAGCAAAGCCUGACCCGGCAGGACAGCCAAUAUAGCGAGGACAUGGACAACAUGAUGAACAGCAAGUUGGCCACGCAGCCCACCGUCACCGCCGCUCGCAACCACACCUCCCCCCAUAUCCUGUCUAAUCACAGCCCCUCGUCCCUCCCAAGUCCUGCCAAUCACGCAAGCAGCCCUGUCCUGUCCAACAGUACGCCCAAUGCUGUCAAGGCUCCCGGAAACAGCAACACAGAGAAGGCUUCUGAGAACAGCCUCAUCCUCACGAACCCAGCGUCCACCCCUACUAAGACAAGCACCAAGAAGCCGGAUCACACCACAGUGGACAUGCCACCGGUGUUCCCCUCCAACAAUGCCAUCCUGCAGGUAAAUAAGAAUGCCAACACGGAGCCGUUGCCGAAGAAGGAGGAAGAGAAGAAAGAAGAGGAGGACGAUGAUGAUAAAGGCGAUGAGAACGGACCCAAACCCAUGCCACCCUACAGUUCCAUGUUCAUCCUGUCCACCACUAACCCGUUCCGCAGGCUGUGUCACUACAUUGUGACUUUACGUUAUUUCGAGAUGUGCAUUCUGCUGGUCAUCGCCAUGAGCAGUAUUGCCCUGGCGGCAGAAGACCCUGUGCAGCCCGACUCACCCCGAAACAACGUUCUGCGGUACUUUGACUACGUCUUUACUGGCGUGUUCACAUUCGAAAUGUUAAUCAAGAUGGUGGACUUGGGCCUUGUGCUUCACCAGGGCUCCUACUUCCGGGAUCUGUGGAACAUCCUGGACUUUAUAGUGGUUAGUGGUGCCCUGGUGGCGUUCGCCUUCACAGGGAGCAGUAAGGGGAAGGACAUCAGCACGAUCAAGUCCCUGCGAGUUUUGAGGGUGCUGCGUCCACUGAAGACCAUCAAGCGGUUGCCCAAGCUGAAGGCCGUGUUCGACUGUGUGGUGAACUCUCUGAAGAACGUCCUCAACAUCCUGAUCGUCUACAUGCUCUUCAUGUUCAUCUUUGCUGUGGUGGCCGUCCAGCUGUUCAAGGGCCGCUUCUUCUACUGCACCGACGAGUCCAAGGAGUUUGAGCGCGACUGCAGGGGCGAAUACUUGGUGUAUGAGCGUGACAAUGAAGUAAGAGCUCAGAAGCGGGAGUGGAAGAAAUACGAUUUCCACUACGACAACGUGCUUUGGGCCCUGCUCACUCUCUUCACUGUGUCUACUGGAGAGGGCUGGCCGCAGGUGCUGAAACAUUCAGUGGAUGCGACUUAUGAGAAUCAGGGCCCGAGCCCGGGGUACCGGAUGGAGAUGUCCAUCUUCUACGUGGUGUAUUUCGUGGUCUUCCCCUUCUUCUUCGUCAACAUCUUUGUGGCUCUCAUCAUCAUCACAUUCCAGGAGCAAGGAGACAAGAUGAUGGAGGACUAUAGUUUGGAAAAGAAUGAGAGAGCCUGCAUCGACUUUGCCAUCAACGCCAAGCCUCUGACACGCCAUAUGCCCCAGAACAAGCAGAGCUUCCAGUACCGAAUGUGGGAGUUUGUGGUGUCGCCCCCAUUUGAAUAUACCAUCAUGGCCAUGAUCGCGCUCAACACUGUGGUGCUCAUGAUGAAGUACAACGGAGCCUCAGACGCCUACGAGAACGUUCUGAAGUACCUCAACAUUGUUUUCACUGGCCUUUUCUCUAUGGAGUGUAUUCUGAAGAUCAUUGCUUUCGGAGCACUGAACUACUUCAAGGAUGCGUGGAACAUUUUCGACUGUGUGACUGUUCUUGGCAGCAUCACGGACAUUUUGGUGACAGAGCUUGGGAACCUGAACAACUUCAUCAACCUGAGUUUUCUCAGGCUCUUCAGGGCAGCUCGCCUGAUCAAGCUGCUACGCCAAGGCGAGACCAUCCGCAUCCUGCUCUGGACCUUCGUGCAGUCUUUCAAGGCCCUGCCAUAUGUGUGCCUGCUCAUCGCCAUGCUGUUUUUCAUCUACGCCAUCAUCGGCAUGCAGCUUUUCGGAAACAUAGAGAUCAAUGAGGAUGGAGAGAGUGCCAUCAACCAGCACAACAACUUCAGGACCUUCUUCCAAGCCCUCAUGUUACUCUUCAGGAGCGCCACAGGGGAGGCGUGGCACGACAUCAUGCUCUCCUGCCUUGGGGGGAAAAUGUGCGACCCCCGCUCCGGCAACAAGGAUCCGGAGUGUGGCAGCGAGUUUGCCUACCUCUACUUCGUCUCCUUCAUCUUCCUCUGCUCCUUCCUGAUGCUGAACCUCUUUGUGGCUGUCAUCAUGGACAACUUUGAGUACCUGACCCGGGAUUCCUCCAUCCUGGGCCCUCACCACCUUGAUGAGUACGUCCGCAUUUGGGCCGAGUACGAUCCGGCUGCGUGCGGGCGCAUUCAUUAUAAGGAUAUGUACAGUUUAUUACGAGUUAUCGACCCCCCCCUGGGCUUAGGCAAGAAAUGCCCCCAUAGGGUGGCCUGCAAGAGACUGCUGCGGAUGGAUCUGCCAGUCGCUGAUGACAACAGCGUCCAUUUCAACUCCACCCUCAUGGCCUUAAUCCGCACUGCGUUAGACAUCAAGAUCGCCAAGGGUGGUGCAGACAAGCACCAGAUGGACUCUGAGCUGCGGAAGGAGAUGAUGGCAAUCUGGCCCAAUCUCUCCCAGAAGACUUUGGACCUCCUGGUCACCCCACACAAGCCUACAGACCUGACGGUGGGCAAGAUCUACGCAGCCAUGAUGAUUAUGGAGUACUACCGCCAGAGCAAAAUCAAAAGGACCCAGGCCCUCCUCGAGGAGCAGAAUCGAACGCCAUUAAUGUUUCAGCGCCUGGAGCCCCCCUCCCCAACCCAGGAAGGUGGGCAGGGAGUCAACGGUCUCCCAGAGCCACAGAUGGAUCCUACCAGCAAUUUGCCGCUGGAAGGGGGGAUGAGAGAGAGCCAGUCCUGGGUAACGGCACGGGCCCAAGAGAUGUCCCAGAAAGCUGGAAGCUGGAGUCCAGAAGGACCGCACCCGGAUGACCUUCACGGGGGCCGCCAUGAUCCACAGACGGUAGAGAUGAGAGAGAUGGGGCGGGAAGGUCACUCGGACAGUGAGCACUAUCUCCCCAUGGAAGGGCACGGGAGGGCUGCCUCCAUGCCCCGACUUCCAGCAGAUAACCACCGGAGGAAAGCAAGGCCUCGUGGGAAUAACCUCAGUACCAUCACGGAUGGCAGUCCCAUGAAGCGCUCGGCCUCAUCACUGGGCCACGGUCGCCAAGGUAAAGGCACACGGAUGGACGACUAUGCCACGGACAGGGCAAUCCCAGAGGAGGGCCCACGUCAUGGGCACCGGCGCCGGGAGCGAAGCCAUCGUACCUCAGAGCGCUCGCUGAGCCGCUACACGGACGCUGACACAGGGCUCGGAACAGACCUCAGCACCACCACGCAGUCAGGAGACUUGCCGCCUAAAGAAAAGGACCGAGACCGUGACCGCGAGCGAGACCGUGACCGCGAGCGGGACCGGGAACGUGGGCGACCCAAAGACAGGAAGCACCAUCACCAUCACCACCAUCACCACGGAUCUAUGGACAAGGAGCGCUAUGGGCAGGACAGGGGCGAGUAUGGCCACCGUCCAUCCCGGGAGAGAGAGCACCGCUGGUCCCGCUCGCCCAGUGAGGGUCGGGAGUGCAUGACACACAGACAGGGCAGUAGUUCGGUGAGUGGGAGUCCCGUCCCCUCGACCUCCGGCACCAGCACGCCCCGCCGCGGCCGCAGACAGCUGCCGCAGACCCCCGCCACGCCCCGGCCCCAUGUCACCUACUCCCCCGUGGUCCGUAAGGCUGUGGCCACACCUCCCGGCCCACAGGGCCGGCUCCCCGCCCCAAGCCCCCGCCGCUUUUCCCCGUCCGGCCCCGAGUCUCACUAUGCCCCGCCCUCUCACCACGGCUCCCCCCGCUCAGCCCGCCAUGGCCGCUGGGCGCCACCCCCCCCACCAAUGGACAGUGCUGCAGAGGGCGAUGAGCGCUUCUAUGAGCAGGACUACGAGUACGAUCGUCGCGAGCCCCCCGCCUAUGAGCCGGGCCCGACACAGGGCAACCCUCAUCCGCGGUCACCCAGGACUUCCCGCCACGCGCCCCCCCCCCAAGUCCAGCCACCACCCCGCCGCCUGCCCAACGGCUACCGCUCAUCCUCACCCUCCCCCCACCGGCACGGGGGCCACCCCGGGCCCCAUAAGCCGCCCCACGGUCGGGGUCCCCGUAAGGGCCUGCACGAACCCUACAGCGAGACCGACGAGGACGACUGGUGCUAGCCUCUGGGGAAUGGGGAGGGGGGCUUUUUUUUAGGGGGGGGGGACAAUGUCGGUCUUUUUCUUUCGCAGAGAAACGGGUGAAACGAGGGGGUUGUGGGUCUGCUCGGUGCUCAGUGCCACCAAGGAGACGCGCCGACAUGAAGACGGCGGAAACGGUGGCAUGUUUCCUUUACCGUUACUUUUCCUUACUUUCCUCUGCUGCUCAGUGUCUCCUCGGUGAGAUGGGGGGG